Prunus mume (Japanese apricot) is the source of this 606-nucleotide messenger RNA. RefSeq names its product SAUR-like auxin-responsive protein family. The record is from RefSeq and is a predicted model, not a curated record. Lineage: Eukaryota; Viridiplantae; Streptophyta; Magnoliopsida; Rosales; Rosaceae. Gene Ontology annotation, biological process: response to auxin.
CUCUCUCUCUCUCUCUCUCUCUGUGAUCUCAAAAUCUCAAAAGAUAAGGCUUUUAAGGAUGAAGAAAAUCAAUUUUUUGCUUAGGAAGUGCAAGAGCUUGUCAAGGCAGCUAGGGAGAUCUUCAUCAUACAGUAGCCUAAGGUCCAAAUCCACAAGAGAAGAUUUAUGGGUUGGCCAUGGAGACAAAAUGCAUGAAAUUGAUCAUCACCACCAAACUAUAAUCUUUGUGGGAAGCACAAGAAAGCGCUAUGUCAUUAGUUCCAAGUACCUCAACCAUCCUUUGUUGAAUGCUUUAAUAGACAAGUCCUCAAAGCAAAAGCAAGGAGGAGAAGCAGAAGAUAUCUUGGUCAACUGUGAGGUGGUUCUCUUUGACCACUUGAUAUGGAUGCUAGAGAAUGCUGCUGAUCCAAGCUUUGGUGCUUCAGAGUCCUUGGAGGAACUGGCUGCUCUCUAUGUGUUCUGACAAGUCUGGUGGUUGUGUUUGAUGAUCUGCUAAUUCAAAGCUGAUAGGGAAAUAUAUAUCAUGCUCUAGGUUGAGGCCACAGCACCUUGAAACCUGUAAUAUAUCAUUCUUGUUACUAUUGAUUCCGUUCAAUUCUUUUUUUA